Molecule: messenger RNA, 1247 nt
Organism: Neltuma alba
Lineage: Eukaryota; Viridiplantae; Streptophyta; Magnoliopsida; Fabales; Fabaceae
Product: putative serine/threonine-protein kinase
Exons: 8
Coding region: 63-1247 (394 amino acids)
Biological process (GO): protein phosphorylation
Molecular function (GO): protein kinase activity; ATP binding
Source: RefSeq, a predicted model, not a curated record
UCUGUAUUAGACGAUCAAAAUACUCGAAGAGAAUUCACAGAGGGGACAUUACUAUUGCAACUAUGUUGAAAGGCCUGAUUUCUUACAAUUAUAAGGAUUUGAAGUUUGCAACUCAGAAUUUUAGUGAAGAAACUAAACUAGGAGAAGGAGGAUUUGGUGCUGUAUAUAAGGGCACUCUAAGGGAUGGGAAAGUGGUUGCAGUCAAGAAGUUAACUUUACUCCACUCCAAGAAGAUAGAGGAAGAUUUUUUGAGUGAAGUGAUGCUUAUCAGUGAUGCUCAUCAUCCGAAUCUUAUUCAACUUUUGGGAUGGUGUAGUAAAGGCCGUGACAGAAUCCUUGUAUAUGAAUACAUGAAGAACAAUAGUUUGGACAGAUUCAUAUUUGGUGAAAAGAAAGGUCAUCUCAACUGGGAGCAGCGAUACGCUAUAAUUUUGGGAAUAGCAAGAGGCUUAACUUAUCUCCAUGAGCAAUUUCAAGUCUGUAUCAUACACAGAGAUAUAAAGACCAACAACAUUCUCUUAGAUGAUGAUUUACAACCUAAAAUUGCUGAUUUUGGAUUGGCAAGAUUUUUACCUGAGGACAAAUCUCAUCUUAGUACAAAAUUCGUGGGAACAUUAGGAUACACAGCACCAGAAUAUGCAAUUCAUGGUCAAUUAUCAGAGAAGGUUGAUAUUUACAGUUUUGGUAUUGUACUCCUUGAAAUCAUUACUGGCCAGAAAAGCAAAGCAUUCAAGGAUCAUGGUGAUGCUGAAGAUGAAUUCCUCCUACCAAAAGUUUGGAAACUAUAUGAGAGAGGCAUGCACUUAGAGUUGGUAGAUCAGGCCUUGGACCUUACUGACUCCGAAGCAGAAAAAGUGAAGAAAGUCAUAGAGAUUGGUUUGCUUUGCACCCAAGCUUUUGCUGAUUUAAGGCCAACAAUGUCUGAAGUGAUUGAUUUGCUCCAAAACAGUGGCUUAUCGCAUAUGAGACCCUCUAUGCCCGCUUGGAAGCUAUAUGGGAGAGGCAUACACAUAGAGUUGGCGGAUGAUACCUUGGAUCCUUAUGAUUAUAAUGCCGCCGAAGUGCAGAGAAUUAUAGAGAUUGGUCUGCUUUGCACCCAAGCACCUGCUGAAUUAAGGCCAUCAAUGUCUGAAAUAAUUGCUUUGCUCCAAGAAAAGUCCCACGCUGCUUGCUCUGAAACUGUUGCUCAUCAAGCAUGGAUUGACGCAGGCAGUUUUCCAGUUAUGCAACAUAAACAGUAUUUUUGA